ACUGCCCCGUGGACCUGUUCUUUGUCCUGGACACCUCCGAGAGCGUUGCCCUGAGGGUGAAGCCCUUUGGGGACCUGGUUGCCCAAGUGAAAGAUUUCACCAACCGGUUCAUUGAUAAGCUGACAAACAGGUACUACCGCUGCGACCGCAACCUGGUGUGGAACGCUGGGGCGCUGCACUACAGCGAUGAGGUCGUGCUCAUCAAGAGCCUCACCUCGAUGCCCAGUGGCCGGAACGAGCUGAAGAACCGUGUCUCAGACGUGAACUACAUUGGGAAGGGCACCUACACCGACUGUGCCAUAAAGCGGGGCAUCGAGGAGUUGCUCAUCAGUGGCUCCCAUCACAAGGAGAAUAAAUACCUGAUCGUGGUGACGGAUGGACACCCCUUGGAAGGGUACAAGGAGCCCUGCGGAGGCCUGGACGAUGCUGCCAAUGAAGCCAAACAUUUGGGGAUCAAAGUGUUCUCCGUCGCCAUCUCCCCCAACCACCUGGACCAACGGCUCAACAUCAUCGCCACAGACCAUGCCUACCGCCGCAACUUCACUGCCACCAGCCUGAAGCCAACGCGGGAGCUUGAUGUGGAGGAAACCAUCAACACCAUCAUUGACAUGAUAAAAGCUAACACGGAGCAAUCGUGCUGCUCCUUCGAGUGCCAGCCUCCCCGAGGACCCCCCGGACCUCCUGGCGACCCGGGCAAUGAGGGAGAAAGAGGCAAGCCAGGUCUUCCCGGCGAGAAAGGAGAUGCUGGAGACCCAGGCAGGCCAGGGGACAUGGGACCUGUUGGCUACCAAGGAAUGAAGGGUGACAAAGGAAGUCGUGGAGAAAAGGGCUCGAGAGGAGCCAAAGGAGCCAAGGGUGAGAAGGGCAGGCGUGGAAUCGAUGGCAUCGAUGGCAUGAAGGGCGAAGCUGGAUACCCCGGGUUACCUGGCUGCAAAGGCUCACCCGGAUUUGACGGAGCUCAAGGCCCACCUGGACCGAAGGGAGAUCCCGGCGCUUACGGACCCAAGGGAGGAAAGGGGGAAGCUGGGAACGACGGAAAGCCUGGCCGGCAGGGGAUUCCUGGCAGCCCUGGAGAGAAGGGCGCACCUGGAAACCGGGGUGAGCCUGGACCGGCAGGAGAGACGGGCGACGAGUUGAGUCCUCUGCCCGGUGCUCCAGGCAUGGAUGGUCCUCCCGGAGAGCGGGGCAGCAAUGGAGAAAGAGGCCCCCCGGGCUCACCGGGUGACCGCGGGCCAAGAGGAGAGCCG
Balearica regulorum gibbericeps (East African grey crowned-crane) is the source of this 1247-nucleotide messenger RNA. The record is from RefSeq and is a predicted model, not a curated record. NCBI's taxonomy places the organism in Eukaryota, Metazoa, Chordata, Aves, Gruiformes, Gruidae.